Molecule: messenger RNA, 240 nt
Organism: Penicillium brasilianum
Lineage: Eukaryota; Fungi; Ascomycota; Eurotiomycetes; Eurotiales; Aspergillaceae
Source: the annotation of a GenBank genome assembly
AUGGCCACUCGCACUCACUCUUUCGCUCCACCCACCACCGCCAACACCUUUACCUCAUACUCGCAAAGCAUCCCCCGUGCCAUGACUACCUCUGCUACAUCUAAACCCACCAAGCUUUCCCAUGGUCUGGUCGACGGUAUGCCUCCGGCUCCACCACCGUCUCCGGUCAGCUUUGCCAUUGACAGUACUGGCGGGACGAUUCCUCAUAUGGAGAAGAUCGUCCGGUUGAGCCUAGAGUAA